GCCUACUUUAGUUGUUGCGCUGCCAGACGGUUGGUGUGUAUGACAACUUCUACUUGGAAAACUUCUCUUUCUAAUGAUUGUCUUAAUUUUGUUCGAAAUAGUUUGGUACACACUUAAUCCAAACUUCCGUACUUUAAAUCGUUUUUUGUUUGCAUUUAUCUUACGUGAAGAAGACGAAUUGUGACGAGAUUUUUAGUGAUAAUGUUAUCUAUACUGGGUCCCGAAUGUAGACUAUCCUGGUUUUACUUCACGCUUCAUCUGCUGGUAAUUAUGCAUUUGUUAGUACUGAAAAACAUAUUUCCAUUUCACAUUCUUUUGAUAGUCGCUAUGUUAUCUCGCCGCCGAAGAACACCUCAGUUUGCCACUUAGCAGACUAAUUGUGACCAAUGCUAUAUUCAAUUCUGUGAAGAAAACAAAUUAUGGCAUUCUCUAUAGACAAAAAUCAUUUAAAUCAGUCAACACUAAAUGACAGACGUCAGGAAAUAUCCCAUAGGGUUGGUUCGCUUGUGGAAUUAUUUGACUUCUUCCUAUUGAAUGGUGGAAACGCCAUUGAUACAAUGACGGUUAACGCCUUUUUGUACACUUACCGUUUAUUUGCUGAUAUAGAAGUGGUUUUGGAAGUAGUAGAUAAAAAGUUUUGGAAUAUGUGUCAUUCAGGCUCUUUAUCUACUUCUUGGAAAGUUGGGAUCAUUUCGUCUUUUCAGUUUCUUCUUAACGCAUGGUUGCAACAACCUCAUUUGAAAGAUUUUGAUUCUCCACAGAAAGUUAUAUAUCUUAAACGGUUAAUACGAAUUAUUGCUGAUUGGUUUGACAUUUUUCAAACUUCUUCCUCCUCUCAAAGUAGUCAUGUAUAUGCGUUGAAAGAUUUUAUGAAAUGCUGUGGAAAUAAUAAUGUACCUCCUUCGAAAAAUAAAGGUGUGACACGGAUUAUGCUGUGCAAUAUUGAUUCAGAAAUUUGGGAUCGACUUACAACAGAUAUGGAGGUGUUAUGCAGACGAGCUGUAAACUGUUUAAAACACAUUGCAUGUAAAUAUCAAAUUGAUUUAAAUCCUGAAAAAGAAUUUCUACCAUCACACACUGUCACUGUGAAUCGAGAUUAUCGUUAUCAUUCACCGCAUAAUCGUUCAAUGUUCAAAUCAAAAAAUCUAUCAAAAGAGACUGUUAUUAUACCACCAACUGUUAAUCCUUUGAUUAAUUUAUGGAAUUUAAAUGUGAAUACAGUAGCUGAACAAUUAACAGUAGCUGAUCAGCGAUUAUUUCUGAGUAUAGAAUUAAAUGAUUGUCUAAUAUAUGCUAGGGGGAAACCAGCUCCAUCUGUACAAGCUACAAUAGAUCAAUAUAAUAAAUUAUAUCAAUUCGUUCAAAGUUCAGUGUUUAAUUCAGAUCAAGAUUAUCCAAUACUAGUGGAACCAACACCGAUACAUUCAAGACGUUUUCGUAGACCAGAUCUGUAUAAUAGUUCUGCUACCAGGAUCAGUCCACAGAUAAUAACUAUAUGGUCUAAAAACUCAAAUUAUUCAACAAACUAUCAGUCUUCAACAUCAGAUAUUGGUAAAUUAAAAACUGGAUGCAUCAUUACAUGGAUUAAUAUUGCCUAUCGAUUAGGACAAACAAGAAAUUAUUCAGCAUUGAAGGCUAUUAUUAUGGCUUUACAGUCUACUCCAAUACACAGAUUAUGGCACAGUUGGAAUGUUUUAGAGUACCAUUAUCAUGAACACUUUCUGAAAUUUAAACAUUUGGCUUCGAUAGUGAGUUUUGACAACAAUCAGGAACAGUUAAGGAAACGAUUAAAUAAAUGUGCAAAGAAAAUGUACUGGUACUUAAAACUCAAUAAUCCAAAUCCUUUAUGUGGGGAUGAAAAUAAACCUGGUGAUAUGCCACAAUAUGAAACUUCCGGAGAAAACAACAACAGAAAUAUUACUGAACCCUUAACAAUGUCACAUAAUUCUUCUUAUUUGACUGGAGUAAUACCUUAUCUGGGUGUAUUUCUCAGUGAUUUAACUUUACUGCAUCAUUCAUCACCGGAUUAUGUGAGCAGAUCUAAAUACCAAUCGAAUCAUCAAAAUAAUACUGGCAAUCGUAUCAAUAGUAAUAAUACAUCACCAGUUCUCAAUUCAUCAAAUAAAAAUACUAAUACUAAUAACACUAAUCCUUCUAUUCAAAUAGACAAAAAUCGUGACAGUGGAACUGAUCGAUUGGUAUAUGUAUCGAAUCCACUUUCUAAUUAUGCACGAAGUACACCGAAUUUGUUAUCACCUCAGUCAUAUGACCGUAUAAAUUGUAAUAAUAACAUGAAACAAUCUACAAAAUUAGUGAAAAUUAUAUCACCUACACCAAUAAUUUCCGAUAGUCGUAACAGUAAUUCUCGGACGGUUGAAGAUGUUAAAAAGACAAAGUCCAGUCGUUCAAGACGUCAUUCUACUACUGAUAAUAAUAAUGACGAGAAACUGAUCAAUCUUGAUAAACACAGACGAGAGUUUAAAAUAUUGGCAAAUCUUUUCCUUCUACAACAAAAUGCUCAAUUAUAUUCACUUAGACCUGAACCAGACUUUGAGUUAUGGUUUCAGUCAUAUCCAUUGAUAACUGAAAGUGAAGCCCUUCUUCGUUCUUGUGAUAUGGAACCAGAUGAUGAACAACUACAACAAGUGAACAGACCCUUCAGUGCAUCUCCGUACUCGUUCGGUGAAGGUGGCGUAAACAAUGCAGUAAAUAAUACAAUGAAUCAUCGUAAACCACAGUAUUCACGUAACGAUAGAACAGAAAGAGCAAAGUAUGCAACAAGUCAACCACCGAGUGCUACACCUGAUAUCACCGUCAUUACUGCCAAUUCAGUCAGUCCUAGCAUCAGUGCUGGCAGUAAUCCAGCUGGUAGAAGUAAUAAAUUAUACGUCAGUAGUUCACAGUCAAUGAAUGAUUUGCUUAAUGGAAAUAAAUAUGAAAGAUUAUUACCUACUUCAGAAUCAUUCACAGGAAAUAAUCUAAAAAGUGUACAUAAUCAAAGUGAACAGAAACUACAAACAAAGGUAUCAGCGAAUAAAUUAAUGCCGCGUUCAAGUCCAUCAGCUAAAGGCAGUUCUCCGAUUUACCUAGAUGGUAUCAGUAGCAAUAACUUGCUUAUUACUGUUACUUUUCAUGAAACAAAUCCUCAAUACGAUGGUCGUGUAUCGCCAUUUCUUGCCAAAGUUGCAUAUUUAGGCGGACGGUCUCAUGGUUCCAGUCAUAGUGAUAAUCAUUAUUUACAAUCAAGACAAGCGCCAACUUCAGUAGACCUGACAGUUUCUCCUACGGAUACAGUUUCUGACGUAUUAUUCAGAGCCCUAAGAUCAUUUGGUCGUACUGAUCAAAGUGUUGACAAUUAUGAUCUCAUUCAAAUUCGUAAAGAUGAACGACAUGUAAUCCUUCAAAAGAGUGCCAACUUUUAUGAAUCCAUACACUAUCCUUCAUUGUAUGCAUCAAAUAAUAAGUACCAUAAUCCACUGGAAUUCAUCAUUUGUACAUCACUUCAUCAUCAACAUAAUAAUAAUAUGAGUAAUAAUAAUCAUAAUAACAAUAAUAAUCCAAAUCAACAUAAAAAGAAUCAACCAAAUUCUGUAUCACCCGAAUGUGCUAGACACUAUCAACUGACCAAUAAAAGUUCAAAUAAAAGAUGUGUAGUUGAAUUAUGGUCGUAACCUAACGCUUGUUGCUCUCAUUCAUUAUCAGAUGACGAGUAAGUCAGCAAUUAAAUAAGCCAACAAAUAAACCAACAUAUCUCAGUUGACUUUAUCUAUUUUUUUUAAUUUUACCUCUGGAAGAAAACUAACUAACUGUGUGAUCAGUAAAUUAAAUUUAUCAAAAAUUGAAUUUUUAUUUAUUUAUUUUUCUCUUCUGAAUAUUUUGUAACCAUUUGUCUUUCAGAAUUAUGCAUUUCAUUCAUCUUUACCUCUUCUGAAUAUUAUCUCAGCUCAUCAUAAUGUUCUACAGUUUUAUAAUGUAUUUCAAUGACAAUUACUGUGUGUUUGUAUGUGUGAGUGAGUGAAUGAGUGCAUGAGUAUCAGUGAUCAGUUUCCUAAUAUCACUUUUUUUUCUUAUACAGCAUGAAGAUGAAGUAUGUUGUAAUGAAGAGUAAGGAAUGCGAGAUAGCGCCAUUAUUAUUAUUAUCAUCAUUAUUUUGUUUAUACUAUUUUCUAUUUAAAGAUUCAAUAUUCAAGGAAAUCGUCCUUUCAGUGGUUAUUUGCGUUGUUUUCUAAUUCAUUGUUGCUUUUCUUUCAUCAUAUUCACAAUUUCUAUUUUGUAUAAUUGUUGUCCUUUACUUACCAAUUGAACCACCCACACUUGUACAUGACUGUGAUUUCUCUUAUCGUCUAUUCAUAGUUUGUGAUUUCUGUUUAUAAAUAUAUAUGAACUACCUUUUUUUAAUGUUAAUUCAUACAACAUUAAUAUAAAGAUUUCUG
Messenger RNA from Trichobilharzia szidati, 4433 nucleotides. The record is from the annotation of a GenBank genome assembly. NCBI's taxonomy places the organism in Eukaryota, Metazoa, Platyhelminthes, Trematoda, Strigeidida, Schistosomatidae.